AUCGGACAGCAACCAAUCUGCAUCCGAGAGACGGAACCCAGUAUGCAUUACAUCGAUGAUGCGAUAUCCAUACGAAACUGUGUACCUAGAGCAUUCCAGAGUUUCCUAGAAUCUGAUUGUCAUCUGUACUGCACGUGGAAUGAACAAGCCAAGCCAUGUUCUCACGUCACCAUAAUCUAUACAUCACUCACAAAGCGACGUCAUGUGAAGGUUUGACAAAGGGAGCUUUCUUUCGAUCGAGAGCUGUUCUGUCAUCCAUUGCGAGAAACACGUCUUGUCUCUCCAUCUUUGUGCGUGUCUCGGCGUUUUUGCUCAAUCAGCCUGGACCUGUCCCUGUUUGGGUGCGCGUCGAAAGGGUAUCACGCCACCCUCACGGCAUAGGCGACUGCAUCGCCGCAAAACAUAAACAGCGCCCCACGUGCCUGGAAGAGCCUUCAAUCCGAACUUUACUUGCGCUGUCACAUUCGCAAAAACCCUGUGCGACACACGGGAGUGCCCGCUCUGUUGUCGGGUGUGGCUUUGCACUGUGUAAAAGUCUUUCCACUUUCACAAAUCUUUCGGGGUUCUGGUCUACCUCUGUCGGGCACCGUAGUCAAUCCAUCAUCCUCAUCAUCAUCACCCUCAUUAUCUUGUCGACCUUGAACUUGCUUGGACAUCCAACACCCCAUCUUUCCAUCCUUCGUCCGCAUCCAACCACAACACUCAGACGAGAUUCGCAAUUCCAUCGGAAUAGCUUCGUCUCUACCUACGCCACAUGGGGCGCCCAGAUGUCAAAGCUCCGUGCACAAGAGAACAGCUGCCCCUUCCCCGGACGGUACCGAGAGCGUGAGCAGUCCGUCGUUCGACAUGCGCAGUUCCGGUAUCUCUGAAUCUUCCUACUCGAUCAGAUUUUCUUGAUCAGGCACGAGAAAGAAAAGAAUGUGGAACACCGAUCUAGUGUAAGGAUCGAGUGGAUCACCACUUGGAUUGCAGUUUUGAGUUUGAACUGCAUGCUUACCGAAGCAUACUCC
Messenger RNA from Dothidotthia symphoricarpi CBS 119687, 1010 nucleotides. RefSeq lists its product as uncharacterized. The transcript has 3 exons. The record is from RefSeq and is a predicted model, not a curated record. NCBI's taxonomy places the organism in Eukaryota, Fungi, Ascomycota, Dothideomycetes, Pleosporales, Dothidotthiaceae. Bases 156 to 869 code for a protein of 237 amino acids.